AUGGCCCGGGGAGGAACCGGAUUUGGCGUCAUGGACCUUUUGAAGCAGGUUUCUUUUGAAGGGUUUCACGUUUGCACUAGUGGGGGAGUUUGUUUCAUUUUUCAUAGUUUAAUUUGGUUUGUGUUGGGGGAGAUUCACAGCUUUCUUGGGACGCUGUAGAAAGGAAAAAUGAAGAUUCAAACUGUUUUUUUGAUAGGAAAAAUUUAUUGAAAGAUUUGAUUUUUUUAAUUCAACCAAACUUAAUAUCCAUGUUUUUUUAAUCACUUUUUAUUUUUAGGUAGUUUCGGAGAACAUGUUCGGCCCCAGAAACUCACAAAAUCCGCUCGCUUCGUCGCUACGUUUCGCUCCGAGCAGCAGGUAAUCUACUUACCGAGACUUUAAAGGAGCAUAGGUGAAAUUCAGAAAUGUAUCUCGAGACGAAGAGCUUUUUUCAGGGUUUAUUUGGACUCUGUGCCUUCAAAAAUCUUGAAGACUUUUUUAAAGUUCCAUUUGAAGCAAAUUUUUCGUGUAAAAAGGAUCAGUUGUUUAUUGAUUAAUUUGAUUUUUCCAUGUCAAAUAUACUAAAAUUAAAUUAAAUGGACAAUUUUCCCAGUAAAACUUUUCAAUUUCAGAACGGACGCUGGUGUCCAUGCCCUUCGCAAUUCAGUGAUUUGUCAGGUAUUUUAUUUUCAGUCGAAUAAAAUUCUAAAGAUACUUAAUAUUUAGGUUCCUCUAGAGUUUGCCAAUCUUGACGAGAAUGAGACAAGGAAAAAAGAGAGUUUAACGAGGUGGAAUAGGGCGAUUUCUGCAGUUUCUCCUGGUUUUCAAUCACAUUUUUAAGAAAAAAAAACCGAAAUAUUUACAGAAGCAAUGUCCAUUCUGGACGUUCAUAGAGUUUCUGCCGGUUUUUGUGCACGUCGGAAUGUUUCUUAUAGGUAUAAUUUACUGACCAAAACUUUCAGGGGUAAUUAAAGGCGCAUAGGCAGAUUCCUUAAUGGAUCUUAGGAGGAGAGCCAUUUCUUGACGGGAAAGAUGCGACUUUUAGGUUUCAGAAAUUACUUGUGACAGAAAGAGUAGUCGAUCCUCAAAGUCCUCCUUAAGUGAUCAGUAGAGGAAUCUUAAGAGGUCACUCAACAUUUUUUGUAGUGAUCACUUGAGUAGCACCGGAGGGAUAUAUGCAGUACUUGGAAAAUAUUCAAGGUCACAAUAGGGGGUUCUCAAGAACUACUUGGAGAGGUCACUGAAGUGGCUACUAAAAUGUCGAAACCUUGAAAUUUUUAGUGGCCACUGUAGAGGUUCCUCAAGGACUUUUUGCAGGACACUAAAGUGGCCACUAAAACAUCAAAACCCUACUAAAGUGGUCACUAACAUUUAUCCAGUAAGCGGCGACAAGAUUCAUCACUACAGCAAGCGGUCAUAGCUGAUUCACGGGUAGCUUGAGACUUACUCGAGGCUCGAAAAAUGGGUCCUGACACGAUAAAAAAGGGACAGUGCCUGAUUGGUGGAGAGCGCUGAGACAGGCCACGCCUCUUUACGUCCUAAGCUACCCGUGAACCAUCUAUUUAAAGGAAAUAUUCUCAUUAUUUACUGAUAGCAAAAAAAAAAGUUCAGUGCAGGCGUUACACCUACCGAUUGGCCGUAGGACGUGACUGGGACCUGUGGGAGUCGAUCCGAGAAGAUCCCACCCUUGCCUGUUUCUCCGAGCAACACUACGCCUGGCGGAUUCCCCCCGGCUUCGAUCCUUCCAAGUUGGCUCAGGCUGCCAAACUUUUCCAAGGUCUCGGAUUCUGAAUUCUUCCUCAAAAAAGUCCUUGGAUGGUAUUGUAAAGCUUCUGCCUCUGUUCCUUGGAGGAUGUUCGAAAGGUUUUCAACAAGAAAACAGCUUUCAACGCUUCAUACUCACCUGUAAGAAACCUUCCAUCAGGUUCCUGAUAGGUAGUCAAAUUUUCUCAUUUUCAACCUUCCUAGGACUUCACAACUACCUUCCAAACGCCUAGAUACCUCCUUUCGAUAACCGUCUCAAAGUGUCCCUCGGAUUAGCGUGAAUAUAGCUGAUUCACGGCUGGCUUGAGCCAUCGAGAAAAGGGUCCUGCCACGAAAAGGGACGAGACAGUGCCCUGGUUGGUGGAGAGUGCAGACAGGCCACGCCUUUUUGCGUCCCAAGCUAGCCGUGAAUCGUCUAUAGUAUACAUGCUUGUCACGUUUUUUUUUAUCGUUGCAAAUAUACCGUAUACCAUUAGAUCACGGGUCUUAAAGCGAAAAUCCAAAAACGUGCAGGUCUCGGAGUGGUUCUUUCCAUGCUCUCUGAAAAAAAAAAACUUUACAAGUUAGCGACCGCAUUUAAUUCUCAAACAAAGCAAAAAAGAAAGAUAAGACAGUUUUUUAGAGACGCUUCAAAACUGAAAAACACUGUAAAAAUACACGUCGAAAGAAUAAAAAGAGAGAAAACAAAAGCUGGAAUAAUGUCCCAUUUUUUUUCAAUUUUUCAGGAGUUCAUGUGAUGGGAUCUUUUUUUAAACACGGCGAACGGGAAAAAAGGAAAGAACCCGUCACGCCGAACGCCAUCAAAAGCAUUCUACACGUUGGUAUAUAUCCAGGUUUUGGACAUUUUUGAAAAAUUGUCUCAUAAUUAUUAUUUCUAGGCGAGCCGUAUUCCUAUGAAAACGAUAUUUAUGACUACUACAAUGUCACAAUCGUUGCCAAGUCUUUCGUACGGGAGCAGGUUUGAAAACUUUGAUUGUUUAAAUGGAAUUUAGUUUGAGCAGAAUAUUUCUCUGUAGUUUUCGAAGGCGGAAAUUUAAUUUUUGGGACAAUUUUUUUCUAGGUAGGGACCGCAAAGCCACGCCCCUUUUUGCGAUAGAAAAAGUGGCUUUUUUUUGGUUUUCAACUUUCAUUUUGUUUUAGUUGCAAAAUAUAUGGAACUGGAUAAUAAAUUUUUGACACACAUGUACAGAAAAAGCUUCCUCUUUCGUUAAAAGAAUAUUUCACGCUUUUUUUGAUGCGUUCUCGCGGAAUGUCGUACAAAAAAACGUGAAUGCAACUAAAAAAAUUUGUCAUUUUUUUGCUUUUUUUCAUGUGUUUUUCAGGUCGAACGCACUCUUUUUUUAAAUAAUGAUUUUUGAUUCAAGUAACGGUAAUUUUAAAACAAUAAAAUAAAAAAAUUCGUCUUUGCCAAAAAAAGGGAGUGCCGAAAGUCAUAAUUCAAAAAAAUCGUUAAUAAACGAAUAUAAUCGAGUUUUUUUGUUUUUUUCAAAAAAAUUUAGACCAUGGGCUUACUUAAAUUUUUUUCUCCACAGCAUCUGUGUUUGAAAAAAAGUUGUUUAAUACGCAAAAAAAUGCUCUUGAAACUAGAGAGUAAAAUUAGCGGCGUUUAUCACACAGAAAGCGGUCGAACGCAGGUUUUUUUAAACGAUUAUAUACAUUUAUUAGUUAAAAAUCUUUCAAUUAAAAGAAUAAAAUAAAAAAUUCGUCUUUGCCAAAAAUUUACGGGGCCGUUUUAACGCAGCGAUCGUUUAACGAGGCAAAAAGCACUAAAAAACAGUUUUUUCGAAGUGAAUUUCCACGGAAAGUUUGAGUAAAGAUUUGCGAACAUAUUCUGAUAGAAAUAGCUGAAUUACUUUAAACUUUUCUUUUUGAAAUAGGCAAUCUGUGCUAUCCAAACGGCUCAAGGGUAAGGCGGAUGGCAGCUCCCUUCUCUAGACCUGACAGCUUGGCGCAGCGCGUGCGCUGCGAGUUUUCGUUUUGAGGUCGCGAGUUCGAUGCCCGCAAGCGUCAGUUUUUUGUUUUCUGGAAAAUACCGACUUUUUCGGCAAACUAGCUGAUUAACAUCAUUUCAGCACUCUAUUAUGAUUUGUUACAUUAUAAUAGACCAGUAUCAAAACUUGUUCUAGAAGAAAAAUCGAGAAAAAUGUCAAAAAUGGAUAAUACCAAAAAUUCAGUACUAAAAAAAUGGUGCGCGGCGCCCCACAUUUUCCGUCAUAACUUUUUUCAUCCUCAAUCUUUUUCGAAAAACUAAACGGUUCUGAGUUUUUAAUCGAAACAGCUAUCAAACCAUACAUAGCUCAACGCUGAAAAAAAAUUUUUAAAAGUUCGUCUGCGGUCCCUAGCUCUAGGUGAGGAGGGCAUGGAUAUUUUGAAAUAAGUUUAAAAACUAUUCAUUGAAUCUUGAAUCAUCAGAGCGAAUGGUCAAAUUGUCCCUUCAGUUUCUGAGAGUUGAUAUGAAAUAUUUUUAGCGAAAACUUUGCUUUUUCAAGAUCCGCCGAAUGAUGUCGUGCCUAGUCAACCACGCCUAUGGCCGUCUGCCCUUGGAAAAAAUCGUCUGGUUACUGAAAAAUCCGAUCAGCUCCAACUUCUACGACAACAGAAUACCUGUCGCGCCGGCCCAAGGCCUUUUCCUCACCGAUAUCGUCUAUGAGCCUGAACAUUUCAAAAAUCCCGUCCCUUAUCAUUAUCACUCUUGGGACUAUGUUGACUAA
Molecule: messenger RNA, 4454 nt
Organism: Caenorhabditis auriculariae
Lineage: Eukaryota; Metazoa; Nematoda; Chromadorea; Rhabditida; Rhabditidae
Source: the annotation of a GenBank genome assembly